Messenger RNA from Colletotrichum paranaense, 1806 nucleotides. RefSeq lists its product as uncharacterized. The record is from RefSeq and is a predicted model, not a curated record. NCBI's taxonomy places the organism in Eukaryota, Fungi, Ascomycota, Sordariomycetes, Glomerellales, Glomerellaceae. The coding region runs from base 1 to 1806 and encodes 601 amino acids. The transcript has a single exon.
AUGGCGUCACUUCCUGCUUCAGGAGUACUGGUGGAAGCGGAAGAGUUCCGUGACUUUGGUGGCUGGAUCUUGGACUCGCAAUUCGACUCGGAGAUGGGAUCGCCAUAUCUCCUCGCUCACGGUAACGGCAAGCCAGUCGCGGAUGCAACAACUACCAUAUCAGCGGAAAAGGGCCGUUACAAUAUUUGGGUUCGCGCCAAGGACUGGGUUCCAGCUCAUCAUCCUGGUCAAUUUACCCUGACUAUCAACGGAAACACGCUUGACACAGUAUUCGGCGUCAAUGGCAAAGAUUGGCACUGGCAGUAUGUUGGCACAGUAGAUCUCCUAGGGGAUGACGUGCGACUGGUGCUGCACGAUCUGACGGGAUUUUGCGGCCGUUGCGAUGCAAUUUUUCUCAGCAUGGAGGACACAUCGCCGCCCAAUGGAAUAGACGAAGCAUCGCGUGCCUGGCGGAGACGACUACGUGGUAUACCUGAUCAGCCUCACAAUGCAGGGUCAUUCGAUGUUGUUGUCGUCGGAGGAGGCAUACCUGGCUGUACAGCCGCAUUGACAGCUGCACGAAUGGGGGAUCGUGUUGCCCUUAUUCAAGACCGUCCUUACCUCGGCGGCAAUGCCAGCGUAGAGAUCGGGCUCACUCCACGCGGUAUGACCAACUCCAUCAUCCAAGAGCUCUCUCAUCGCGACCUUGACGGCGACCUAGUCGCGAAGCAGCUGCUUGAUGCAGAACCCAACGCCACAGCGUUCAUGGAAUACACUGUUUACGAUGCAGCCCUCACCGGUUCGCAGAUAACAUCGGUGAAGGCCCGACAUGCCCGCACUGGAAAGGAGAUUUGCCUUUCAGCUCCAGUCUUCAUUGAUUGCUCUGGCAAAGCCAUUCUUGGUAUCUGCACUGGCGCAGAGACCCUUUUUGGUCAGGAGUCCAAGGCGAUGUAUGGCGAAAGCCUUGCGCCUACAGUAGCUGAUGAGAUGCAUCACGGACACACAGUCUUUUUUCGAACUCGGAUGGGCGACAAACUUGCCCCCUUUCCGUCUGUUCCUUGGGCCACUGAGGUCGCCAAAGACUACUCUGAUCUUCGGGGUCAGCUCAGUAAGCCCGGUCUUGAGAAUGGCCCGGGACCUCUUGUUGUGCCUCCGAAUUUUGUACUCGAUCCUGCCAUGGAUAUGAAGAUGAAGGGACCUCUUACCCACUUCUGGGAGUACGGCCAAUGGCUCGAUCCAUAUACUAAUGGUGAACAUAUUCGGGACCAUCUCUUGCGCGCCAUCUACGGGACUUUCCACAACGUGAAAGAGAUGGAGCCCGAGACUUACGCGAAUCUGGAAUUCGAUUGGGUAGCAUUUGUGGCUGCUCAGGGAGAGUUCAAGAAGUACAAGGGAGACUACAUUCUUACAGAGACCGAUAUCCGCGAUCACAAAGUCUUCCCCGACGCUGUGGUUCAGAAUGCAGGCGCCUUUUGUCUACAUUACCCAGGCGACAAAAAGUACGACUUCCGUCUGCAGGCCUGGGAAUGGGAUGAGCGGGAUAAAAAGCCUUACGACAUCCCUUUCCGGUGUCUCUAUUCGUCUAAUAUCUCGAACUUGAUGAUGGCGGGGAAACAUAUCAGCACUACGCACAUUGGUGGAUCCAACGCCAAGUUCAUGGCCAAUGGAGGAUGCCACGCUCUGGCAACAGCUGCCGCGGCGCACUUGUGCAUUAAGCACCAAACCAAUCCUCGUGGUAUCUAUGAGAAACACCUUCAAGAGUUGAAGGCAACUGUCAUCCGCCAGGGCCAGGGUAUCUGGGACAGAAAAUCGGACAACAGACUGUAA